CGACUGUUAGCUGUGUAUGUGCUGUGCACUCUCCCUUUUAGUCACUAGUAUUCAUCACAGUCUGAAUUCAUCCACAAUAAUUCAUCGGGUUGUGUGUGCGCGUGCGUGUGUGUGGCCGGUAAUUAGUUGUUUCAAAAAGAGUUAUAAUUGUGCACUGUGUUCAAAGUGUCUCCCAUAUUCUGUGUAGCCCUAAAGAAAAAAGACAAUUUUAAUUCAGUUAACUUGAAUAAAAAAUAAAUUGACAAUGUGAAAAAUCUGUGACUAUAAAUGUGGAAAUAAUUAUCGAUGUGGCAAGGAUGGAAAUAUCUACGUCUACUGGCUCAAUGAUCAGUCACAUACAUUUUUAAAUAUUGUAUGAUCAUUUCAAUGUAAUUAAGUGACGAUUAAGUGGCAAAAUAAGUGAAAAAGAUCGUAGAAUUGGCGACGAACGGCCCGGAAGUGAUGAUGAGGGGCGGAAGUGGUCCAGUAGUGGCGGCGGCCGUAGCCAUGUUGGAACAACACCAGGGGGGCGGUUUGCGCCGGGUGGGAGGCGUCAAUGUGCUACCCCGCGCCAGUGCUGCCCCCGGGGCACGGACCCCUGGGGGCCGGCAGUGCAGCCGGGACACGUCUUCGUCUCCCUCCAGUUCAGAAGCCACCUCUUCGGAUGACGACAAACGGACGGAUUCUAAAGUGGAGGACGAGGUAGGUGAAGAUGUCGGAUCCGAACCUGAAAGGCAAAGGAAGAAGAUGGAGUUCUGGACGCAGCCUAGACGAGAGGAAGGGGUUUCUUUCUCAUCAGACAGUUCUUCAUGUUCGGGAUCUGAUCAAGGCAAUGUGAAAGAUGAACACAACACAACCGAAUGCGAUGAAGACUUUCAGUGGGUGAAAAACUGCCCGAAAACUGGUGGCGGGCCACACGAGAACACUAACGCCGACGAGGACUCAUCAAGUAGCUAUGUACUGAAGGAGUUCGAAGAUAUCUACAACAAGUGCACUGCCACCGCCAAUCAGAAACCAGAAGAACCUAAAGUGGUCUACAGGCGCCCCGCCUCCAACAGUCUGGACCGCAACCAUCGACAUUCUUAUCGCAAAGACCGCGAUGGCAAGUCCAAAUCGCAACAGAAUCAUGCGCCGGAACAUCCGCGUUAUCCGCCUAGCUGUCUGCCAAGCUGUCCGCCAGGUGGUGGUUAUGAUUUCCACAGACACUACGGGAGCACACCACGUCUCGACUGUUACCAGCACACUGUCUGUUGCCACUUUCCCUACAGUCUACCACCUCCCACAGCUGCGCUCUGUCCCUACGAUCAGUCGUCGUAUCCUUUGCGCUAUUUCAACAAGACUCCAGCUGAAGCAGACGAGCAGCUCAGGAGAUUGGAGGGAGACAAGCAGUCUUUGUCGUUACAGGUGACCGUCCUCAACGACCAAAUCGAAGCUCAAAGCGAGAAGAUCAGUGAUCUUGAGAAGACUCUCGAAGAACAGAAAAAGCAAAUAACCAAUGCUGAAAAUCUGUUGCAGAGGGAGGUGCUGACACGAUCGUCGCUGGAAACGCAGAAACUUGAGCUGUUGGCGGUCGUAACGGAGCUGAAGCGACAACAGGCGUGCCUCGAGCGAGAGAACGUGGAUCUGCGUGAACGCCUCGGCGACGAGCGACGUCGCCAGAAGCCGCCCCCCGCACCCCCACGGGUAUCCCCCUUUGCCUCCACGCCCAACAACCGCACCCAAGAUGGUCAUAACUACAAUUCAUCACCGACACCAAGUCCUAUUCUACAAAAUAAUGUGAGAAAACUUUCUGAAGACAGUUCUUCGCCAAUUUUACAUCAGACCGGCUUCCAGACGCGACUAGGCAACCCGCAGUACAGCAGUCUGCCGCGUCAGCACCAUUUGCAAGCAGCGGCGACCGCCGACCAGCCAACCGCAACCGCGCUGAAGAACCGCGUCGCUUUUGGUAGGAAUCAGCACUUGUACUUGCUCAGCCAUUCUGGCGACCGCUGCUCAUCGGUGCCAAAUUUAGCCGAAUCGGAAACAGUUGUGAUAAGUGACACAGCAUCAGAAGCCGAUGUGUCAAAUGCCAAUGGAAACUAUUCGCAAAAUUCCACGCCCAGUCUGCAAAUGAACAAGGCCCGAGGAAUAAAGAAGAUAUUCACAAGGAUAAAGCGCAGUGGCUCGGGAAGUUUGGACGACAUUGUUGGCGAUGGCGAGUUCCGCCGUGGAGGUGUUAGAGCCACGGCAAACGCCCGACUCGGCUGGACCACUAAUCAAACCACACGCUCGGAUCAACCGUUCUCUGAAUGGAACACAGAUGCGCUGUGCGCGUGGCUGACCGACCUGGGCUUGGACUAUUGUGCCACUGAGGCCAAACGGUGGAUCAAAUCUGGCACACAGCUGCUCAACGCCACGCAGUCCGAAGUCGACAAAGAGCUCGCUAUUAAGAACCCGCUGCACCGUAAGAAGCUGCACCUGGCACUGUACUGUGAGCGGGGUGGCGGAAACGUAACUGAUAGCACCCUAGUGGCGGCUGGAGCCCUGGGCACCGGCUGGGUGCUACGCUGGCUGGACGACGUCGGUCUGCCGCAGCACAAGGACGCGUUUCUGGCCGCACGCGUUGACGGACGUCUUCUGCAUCGGUUGACCUUGGACGACCUCGCCGCUCUGCAUGUCACUAAUGCGCUGCAUGUGGCUAGUGUUCGCACUGGCAUACAGGUGUUGAGAAACAACAAUUUCGACGGCAACUGUCUAAUACGUAGAUCGGCGCCGGAUUCAUCGGAAAACGUGGGGCCGGCCGAGAUCGCCCUCUGGACCAACCACCGCGUCAUGGAGUGGCUCAGAGCCGUCGACCUUGCUGAAUAUGCUCCCAACCUCAGGGGUUCAGGAGUGCACGGAGGCCUGUUGGUGCACGAGCCUCGCUUCACAGGUGAGCUGUUGGCCAGCCUGCUCUCGAUUCCCCCGGGGAAGACGCUGCUACGUCGUCACCUCACCACACACUUCAAGGACCUGCUGGGGCGUGACGUCAUCCAGGAGAAGCGCGACGCCGAAGCCCAACUCGGAUAUGUGCCACUGACCACCACUGCCAAAGUCAAGGUAGCUAAGAAAUCGCAGUUCACACUGAAGCGCAAAAAGUCGAAAGGCGAACUUGACUACGGCGAGCUGGUCUGUCCGCUGGAUGGGUGUCGCGAGACGAUGCAAGGUGAUCUCCCCAACAUGGCUGCCGCUCAAAACUCACCUCAAAAUACUACCACUACCACUACCACUGCUAGCCUAACUAGUAUCACUACUUCUGUGCCUUCUGUGGCAGCGGCGGCUAGAGUACAAGUUCAAAAUCCAGGGGGUGUCUCUCUUGAGCCUGUAUCGUCUUCCAUACAGUCGAACUCGUUGACUGGAAGCCAGUCUGCACUGUCAAUCACAGAUCGCAGCAGCAACGUCUGAUGUUUGGCCUUGGGGGGGCGUCUGGGCCAGCCCCCAACUAACUACCAAAUACUGCGACACAAGUCCACUGCCAGGGCGACGGUCAUCUACCAGUACUCCAGACAUAGUUUAGGCUCUUUCUAGAACGGUGGUGAGGACCCAUUCAACUAAACACAUAUUCACGCGCUAAUAUCUAGUGUUACACAAGUAGACACUAGGAUAAUCAUCAACUAAUAAUUUUAGUUAAUUACAAUCACAAGAUUUACUAAUUGAAUCCAGUAAAACUAAUAAUCAUGAACUUAUUGAUUGUAAACUAUUACAAUCAUUCUAAAAUAAGAAUUUGUUAUUUACAGAUGGAAAUUACUGAGAUAUUGCAAUUAUUCAAAUGCUAAUGAAUCAAUUAUCAUUAUUAAACGAAAAUCCAAAUUAAUUGCUGUAAUUCACCCCGAAGACUUCUGCUACUGCAAAUAU
Nilaparvata lugens (brown planthopper) is the source of this 3852-nucleotide messenger RNA. RefSeq names its product liprin-beta-2 (gene Liprin-beta). Gene Ontology annotation, cellular component: presynaptic active zone. Gene Ontology annotation, biological process: neuromuscular junction development. The record is from RefSeq and is a predicted model, not a curated record. Gene Ontology annotation, molecular function: protein binding. The transcript has 17 exons. Bases 442 to 3402 code for a protein of 986 amino acids. Lineage: Eukaryota; Metazoa; Arthropoda; Insecta; Hemiptera; Delphacidae.